Messenger RNA from Sordaria macrospora k-hell, 465 nucleotides. Lineage: Eukaryota; Fungi; Ascomycota; Sordariomycetes; Sordariales; Sordariaceae. The record is from RefSeq and is a predicted model, not a curated record.
AUGUGGUCAAACCAAGCAAGCCGCUCCACGCGGAAGAAGUCUAGCGACUACGACUUGGACGAUCUCUCCCCUCGCCCUGACGACCCCUUUUUAAGCCACCGUGCGCCGCAGAACCACAGUCAACCAGCCUUCCGACGAGGGACUUCGCCGUCGCCAUCCCAAUCUUCAGCAUUCAGUGACAAGGCAAGCACGACUAGGUCGACAUCUAAGAACAAGAAACCUCGUGGAGUUAUGUUCGCUGGGCCGCCACCGCCCAUAUUCUCGACCCAAGUCUUGCAGCGAGAUGACAGGGAUCGAUACUCUUCCUCCUCGCCAACGUCACCGCUCGAGUUCGGGGUGUCUUCCAUCGCCAAAGUAUCAACGGCGUCUUAUUUGACAAGGGGGGCUCUACAGCCCGAGGUCGAGAUGACGUCCGCUUCGAACAAGACACGUUCUGGCGCAACCUACAACACCGCGAACGGUUGA